GUGUAUAUGCGCGGCUGCCAGGCUGUCAAGUCUUGCUGUCAGAUAACACAACAUGGUAGUGCAUAUUAUGCCCUGUUAUCAUCAUGUGAUAUGAAAAGUUACUGAAAAUUGUGCAAAACCAAGUGCGUUUUUUCUGUGUUCGUGUGGAAAUUUUGAGUGAGUUUAUUUUUCCGUGAAAUAUCACAAUGUCCGCUAAAGCGGAUUUGACUUCACACCCUCUAAGUGAGAUAAAACACCCUGAAGAAGUUAUCAGGAUGCCCCUUCAGGAUAACAUCAAAUUUGGUGUUUUGAUAGGCUUGAUCGAGGUGGGCCAGGUUUCCAACAAGGAGGUUGUCAACACAGUUCUGCAAUUGGUGAGUCCCACCUCCUCUUCCAAUCGAUCGGAUAUAACGCUCGUCGGCGGCGAGUUUGACAUGGAGUUGAACUUCGUCAUACAGGAUGCUCAGAAUAUCAGGCACAUGCUGGAACUUCUUGAUCAUUGUCCUCCGAAUCUUCAGGCCGAGAUAUGGAGCGUCUUCAUCGCCAUCUUGAGGAAGAGCGUCCGCAAUUUGCAAGCAUGCACAGACGUCGGCCUGAUAGAACAUGUUCUCAAAAGACUCAGGAACGCGGACGUGGUCGUAGCCGAUCUACUCAUAGAGAUGCUGGGAGUGCUGGCGAGCUACAGCAUAACCGUGAAAGAACUGAAAUUGUUGUUUGGUGCCAUGAAAGCUGUGAAUGGUAAAUGGCCCCGUCACUCCGCCAAACUACUGAACGUGCUCCGUCAAAUGCCUCAGAGGAGCGGACCAGAUGUUUUUUUCAGUUUCCCAGGACGCAAGGGAUCGGCAAUUGUGUUACCUCCAUUAGCGAAAUGGCCUUACGAAAGUGGCUUCACUUUCACCACUUGGUUCCGUUUGGACCCUAUCAAUUCAGUUAAUAUAGAGAGGGAGAAGCCUUACUUGUAUUGUUUCAAAACUAGUAAAGGUGUAGGAUAUACAGCUCAUUUUGUAGGCAAUUGUUUAGUUUUAACCUCGAUGAAAAUCAAGGGCAAAGGUUUUCAGCACUGUGUCAAAUACGAAUUUCAACCAAGAAAGUGGUACAUGCUUGCUAUAGUUUAUAUUUAUAAUAGAUGGACAAAGAGUGAGAUAAAAUGUUUAGUCAAUGGUCAAUUAGCUUCAAGCACAGAUAUGGCUUGGUUUGUUUCGACAAAUGAUCCUUUUGAUAAGUGUUAUAUUGGUGCCACGCCAGAACUAGACGAAGAGAGAGUUUUUUGUGGUCAAAUGUCUGCCAUAUAUUUGUUCAGUGAAGCACUAACAACGCAACAAAUAUGCGCUAUGCAUAGGUUAGGUCCAGGAUACAAGAGUCAGUUUCGUUUCGAUAACGAAUGUAAUAUUAAUUUACCUGACAAUCACAAAAGGGUGAGUGAUAAUGACCAGUCAUCUAGCAUGUCAUUGACUGCAGUGGAUGCACGUACCGUUUUAUACGAUGGUAAACUCUCCAGUGCUAUAGUAUUUAUGUACAAUCCUGUUGCAACAGAUAGUCAGUUAUGUUUACAAUCAGCACCCAAGGGCAAUUUAUCUUAUUUUGUACACACGCCUCAUGCUCUCAUGUUGCAAGACGUGAAAGCGGUGAUAACGCAUUCCAUCCACAGCACUCUUAAUUCCAUAGGAGGUAUCCAAGUACUGUUCCCGCUAUUUUCUCAAUUGGACCUGCCUUACGAGUUGAAUACCGCCUCGGACUUCAAACGUGAUCCGACCCUAUGCUCAAAGUUACUGGGGUUUAUCUGCGAACUAGUGGAGACGUCGCAGACAGUCCAGCAACACAUGAUACAGAACAGGGGAUUCCUAGUGAUAAGCUUCAUGCUGCAGAGGUCUUCUAGAGACCAUCUCACCGUUGACGUGCUCGGUUCAUUCCUCAGCUUAACUAAGUAUCUUGUUACAUGCCUCAGUGCCAAUAGCGAGCUCUUGCUCAAACAGUUGUUUUGCUUUUCAUUUCUGACCUGGCAGUUGCUGGAUCACGUGCUGUUCAAUCCGGCACUGUGGAUAUACACCCCGGCACCGGUGCAGACGAGACUGUACUCCUAUCUGGCCACGGAGUUCCUCUCAGACACGCAGAUCUACUCGAACGUGAGGAGGGUCUCAACCGUGCUGCAGACAGUUCAUACGCUCAAGUACUAUUACUGGGUCGCGAAUCCUCGAAAUAAGAGUGGAAUAAUACCGAAGGGUUUGGAUGGACCUAGACCUGCGCAGAAGGAUAUACUGGCUAUCCGAGCCUACAUAUUGCUUUUCCUCAAACAACUCAUCAUGGUAGGAAACGGCGUCAAAGAUGAUGAACUGCAAAGCAUACUAAACUAUUUAACGACAAUACACGAAGAUGAGAACCUUCACGACGUGCUCCAGAUGUUAAUAUCACUGAUGUCCGAACAUCCGUCGUCGAUGGUUCCCGCUUUCGACGCAAAGUUCGGAGUGCGCUGCAUCUUCAAACUGUUAGCUUCCGAGAGUCAAUUAAUACGGUUGCAAGCCCUGAAACUGUUGGGCUUCUUCCUGAGCAGGAGCACCCAUAAGAGGAAGUACGACGUGAUGAGUCCCCACAAUCUGUACACGUUGCUGGCUGAGAGACUUCUGUUGAACGAGGACAGCCUCUCGCUACCGACUUACAACGUUCUUUACGAAAUCAUGACGGAGCACAUCAGCCAGCAGAUUUUGUACACUAGACAUCCAGAGCCGGAAUCGCACUUCAGGCUUGAAAAUCCCAUGAUUCUCAAAGUUGUUGCCACAUUGAUCCGUCAAUCGAAGCAAGACGAACAGCUGUUGGAGGUGAAGAAGCUGUUUCUGUCGGACAUGACGCUUCUCUGUAACAACAAUAGGGAAAAUAGAAGGACAGUCUUGCAGAUGUCGGUUUGGCAAGAGUGGCUCAUCGCUAUGGCUUACAUUCAUCCUAAGAACACGGAAGAACAGAAGCUGUCCGAUAUGGUUUAUUCACUGUUUAGGAUGUUACUACACCAUGCGAUUAAGUACGAGUAUGGAGGAUGGAGGGUGUGGGUAGAUACACUGGCCAUAGUGCAUUCCAAGGUAUCGUACGAGGAGUUCAAACUUCAGUUCGCCCAAAUGUACGAACACUACGAACGCCAUCGCGCCGACAACAUAACUGACCCGCUGGUGAGGCAGCAACACCCGAUCAGCACCAUCUCUGGGUGGGAGCAUCAAACGCAGGCCGUGGCGAACGGCGACUGCGCUGACGACCCGGACGAAAGAUGGAACAACAGAACAUCAAACAUGCGCGAAAUCACCCACGGCAACGACAAAUCGGACCAUCUGUGCAACUGCGACUACAACAUGUCGGAAGGCAGUCCCAUGUCUUACACUGCCAAACACGAGGAUAGCGAAGGUGUCAGUUUAGAUUCUAGGACUAGCGAUCUCUAUAGUGACGUUAAAGUGGGCAAGGAUUCGCCGUAUUCCAUGGAUUCGCCUUUGAAGUCGCAGAUAGCUGAGAGCACACCCGAACCUUGCGAGUACCAAAUGGUAGUUUGUAACGGUUUACAUACGGAGAGCAGCUCGAGCUUUGGAUCGCCAGCCAAGAACCCUGAAGAAGUGGAAUCGACAGAAAUCAUAUCCGAAAUCGUGGAAGAGAUCUUACAAAAAUCGGAAAAGCUCCUGGAAAAGUGCGAGGAAGAUCUCAGGAAUGACGAAGUACCUUCCCCGAUCGUGGUCGUUGAUCAAGAGAUCGUUCAGGCGGUAAACGAAAUCGUUAGUAACGUCCUAGAAGCUGUCAGGGAGGAAGAGGAGGAGGCUAACUUGGAGACGACGCUCACUCAGGAUCAAGAAGACGAGGAGAAGAACGAUAAGUCCAUCGUUUCCCAGCAGAGCAUCCAAAGCAUCGAAGACACGGGCUCGCCAACAAGUCCUGAGAGGGAUAUACUGGACAGUGACCUUUCGGAGAGAUACCAGACCCCGACCGACUACGACGAGGUGGUCGAAAUUGCUACCGGUGGUGAAUCGCCAAUCAAGCAAAUCUCUAUUGAAGAUGUGAAAGGAGACGAAUUGAAGAAGCCUGAUGGUGAAGAGAAGGAGAACUUUGAUGAAGAGGUAUUUUCCACUGAUACCGCGGAAUCUGAAGAAAAUACUAAAGUUCCAGAGGAGGAAACGCCCAAAGAUAAUCCCGAAGAGUUUCACGAAGCGAAAUCCGAAUCUCCCGCAACCGAAACCAUUCCAGCGGUUCAAGAAGAAGGGGAUAAAACUAAUCCGAUCGAAGGUGCGGAGAGUGACGUGAAGACCGUCGAAGUUGUUAGUGAACACGAAAAAACUGAAAGUGGAGAGUCCGAACCUGUGCCAAGUGUCGAAAAUAGUGCUGUGUCUGUAGAAUUAGAGCCGUCCAAUGUAAUUUCUAGUCUAAAUAAUGAAUUAACUGAAGACAUUCCUAUCGAACCAAGUGAACUUAUACCGUUAGAGAACAAUCCUUCGGCGAGUUCAGAAGACGUUUCGAAAAAGGUCGUUGAGGAUGAGGACAGCGAAGUGCCUUCGGUUGAAAGCAUUCCAACGAUUUCGAAAAUCUGUGAUCCUAGUUACGAUGUCGAAAAUAUUGUAUCUACUAGUUUUCCGAAUCCUAACGACAGUGAGAAGGUAUCAGACGUUGACGCCCCAGCCCAAAAAGAUACUACAGUGCCUCUAGACGAACCUAAACGAAGAGUUAGCCUACCUAGCAAUCACUUAGAAAACCAAAAUAGCGACCCUGCCAACGAAUGCCCAGAUGAAAGGAGACCAAGGAGCGCUUCAACUUCGACCCAAGUUGAUCCGAAUCAUUUUGGAGGUAACAAAUACGCGAAAUCCAACUCUACCUCAUCCAGACCCAUGUUCAGUCCUGGACCUACAAGGCCGCCCUUCAGGAUACCCGAAUUCAAGUGGUCUUACAUACAUCAGAGACUGCUCUCCGACGUGCUCUUCUCCCUCGAGACCGACAUCCAGGUCUGGAGGAGUCACUCGACCAAGUCGGUGCUCGAUUUCGUCAAUAGCAGCGAUAACGCCAUAUUCGUCGUCAAUACGGUACAUCUGAUAUCGCAGUUGGCGGACAACUUGAUCAUCGCUUGCGGCGGUUUGUUACCGUUGUUGGCUUCGGCCACAUCUCCGAAUAGCGAACUGGACGUUAUCGAACCCACCCAAGGCAUGCCGAUAGAGGUCGCUGUUUCCUUCCUGCAGAGACUCGUCAAUAUGGCGGACGUACUCAUCUUCGCUAGUUCCUUGAACUUUGGAGAGCUGGAAUCUGAGAAAAAUAUGUCGAGCGGGGGCAUUUUGAGGCAAUGUUUGAGAUUGGUUUGCACUUGCGCAGUGCGAAACUGUUUGGAGUGCAAAGAGAGAAGCCGACCGCACCUAUCACUUGCACCCGCCUCCGUAAAUUCCAGUCACAAGGCUGCACACCUCCAGUCCUUUAUACGGGGUGUACAGAAUUCGCCGAAGAAUGUCGCAGAAAAUCUGUCGAAUAAUUCGACGCCUGUCAAAGAUCCGGAGAAGCUUCUUCAAGAUAUGGAUGUCAACCGGUUGAGGGCAGUCAUAUACAGAGAUGUGGAGGAAACAAAGCAAGCCCAAUUCUUGUCGCUCGCCAUAGUCUAUUUCAUAUCGGUGCUGAUGGUAUCUAAGUACAGGGAUAUCCUAGAGCCACCCGUUUCGAUAAGGGCUGCAAGUCCACCAGCGCCUGCUAAGAGUAAUGGAACUUCGCAUCACUCCAACAGUCCACAAGCUACGAGAUCCAUACAUAACCAGACUCAGGAAGACACCGACUAUGACGUAAUCACUGCCUAUGUCAUGGAUGACAACCAUUCCAUGAGUCAAGAAAAUGACCUCCAUUCUGGACCAGCAUCUAUUAAGACCACCGCCACAGUAAGGCAACGACCUGCCGCUACGGGAUAUGGUUUUACUGUAGAUUACUCUUUGGAUGGAAUAAGGCAUGCUCGGUCUCGUGGUCAUGCUAGUUUUACUACUAAGAGCACCGACUCCGUGGAAGAAAUAAAUUCGGAAAAUUCGGGAGAACUCAACAAUAUGGGAUCGCACAACGAAAUAACAAUACCAGACAACAAGACACUGUCCAACGAUGAAAACUGGACAGACAUCAAUCUGAAUGAGGACAGCGAGACCAAAGAUGAUUCGCGUAACAUGCAGAAUAUGUCCCACUCUCAUCUUGGACUCGUUGACAUCGAGGGCAAUAUACAAGGUUUAGUAUCUGGCGACAAGCACCAUACGGACAUUUCGGUGGUACAGAUCCCACAUGACGUUAUCCAGAAUUCCAGUCAAAUACGAGCCGACGAGCUCCCCAUGAACAGUAUCGUCGAGCACAUAUCAAUCCCGACGCCUUCCAGAGAAGCUUCGCUCACGCAAAAGUUGGAGAUGGCGCUGGGUUCCGUAUGCCCGCUCCUCAGGGAGAUAAUGGUCGACUUCGCCCCGUUCCUCUCGAAGACCCUGGUCGGCUCGCACGGCCAAGAACUCCUGAUGGAGGGCAAGGGUCUGACCACUUUCAAAAACAGCAAUUCGGUCGUCGAACUGGUCAUGUUGCUGUGUUCGCAAGAGUGGCAGAACUCGCUACAGAAACACGCCGGUCUCGCCUUCAUCGAGCUGAUCAACGAGGGGAGGCUGCUAUCUCACGCCAUGAAGGAUCACAUUGUCCGCGUGGCCAACGAGGCAGAGUUCAUCCUGAACAGGAUGAGAGCCGAUGACGUUUUGAAACACGCUGAUUUCGAGAGUCAAUGUGCCCAGUCGUUGUUGGAUAGGAAGGAAGAGGAAAGAAUGUGCGAUCAUCUCAUAACGGCAGCUAGACGGAGGGACAACGUUAUCGCUAGCCGUCUACUAGAAAAAGUCAGGAAUAUAAUGUCUAAUAAGCAUGGGGCUUGGGGCUAUGUGGACCCAUCUUCACCUAGAUUAACCGAAUUCUGGAAACUGGAUGCGUGGGAAGACGAUGCCAGAAGGAGAAAAAGGUUUGUUCAUAAUCCUCUCGGCACUUCACAUCCGGAGGCGAGUCUGAAAGCGGCAAUUGAGCACGGAGCCCCGGAGGACGCCAUAUUGCAAGCUAGGGAAGAGUUUCACGCACACUUGGCAGCAACGAGGAGCCAUCAGAAUGUUCAAAAUACUGAUUUGAUGGACGACAGCGAACUACUUAUGGAUGAUAGGGAGUUGGACACAGAUCUAACAGGACCGGUGAAUAUAAGCACCAAAGCUAAACUGAUUGCACCCGGAGUCGUGGCACCCGGAAUUGUAUCUAUCACGUCUACCGAGCUCUACUUCGAGGUCGACGAAGAAGACGAAAACUUCAAGAAGGUCGAUUCAGAGGUCCUCAAAUACUGCGAUCAUCUGCAUGGCAAGUGGUACUUCUCGGAAGUUAGGGCGAUAUUUUCACGCAGAUAUCUACUGCAAAAUGUUGCCGUCGAAAUUUUUCUUGCUAGUCGAACCUCAAUUAUGUUCGCCUUCCCUGAUCAAGCGACCGUGAAGAAAGUGAUAAAGGCGCUACCGAGAGUUGGCGUUGGAAUCAAAUAUGGAAUACCGCAGACCAGGAGGGCAAGUAUGAUGUCUCCUAGGCAACUGAUGAGAAACUCCAACAUGACCCAAAAAUGGCAGCGGCGAGAAAUAUCAAAUUUCGAAUAUUUGAUGUUUUUGAACACUAUAGCAGGGCGAACUUAUAAUGACCUCAACCAAUAUCCCGUCUUCCCGUGGGUCCUCACCAACUACGACACGAAGGAUCUGGACCUGAGCCAACCUAGCAACUACAGGGACCUAUCAAAACCUAUCGGCGCGUUGAACCCCAACAGGAGGGUCUACUUCGAAGAUAGGUAUUCUGCCUGGGAGCACGACAGCAUACCUCCUUUCCAUUACGGAACCCACUACAGCACUGCCGCAUUCGUCUUCAACUGGCUCAUUCGUUUGGAACCAUUCACCACCAUGUUCUUGGCCCUGCAAGGCGGAAAAUUCGACUAUCCCAACAGGCUCUUCUCGUCCAUAAGCCUCUCUUGGAAAAACUGCCAAAGAGAUACCUCAGACGUUAAAGAACUCAUACCGGAAUUUUACUUCUUGCCCGAAAUGUUCGUCAAUUCAAACAAGUACCGAUUGGGCGUGAACGAGGAUGGUAAGCCCAUAAGCGAUGUUGAGUUACCCCCGUGGGCCAACACCCCAGAGGAAUUUGUGAGGAUCAACAGAAUGGCGUUAGAAUCCGAAUUUGUAUCUUGUCAAUUACACCAAUGGAUCGACCUCAUCUUCGGUUACAAACAAAGAGGACCAGAAGCAAUCAGGGCCACCAACGUGUUCUAUUACCUGACCUACGAAGGAAGCGUCGAGUUGGACGCCAUACAAGAUAAGGUUAUGAAGGAAGCGGUCGAGAAUCAAAUCAAGAACUUCGGACAGACGCCGAGUCAACUCCUCAUGGAACCUCAUCCGCCAAGAAGUUCCGCCAUGCAUCUGUCGCCGAUGAUGUUCUCCAGCAUACCGGAUGAUGUCUGUAUGACCAUGAAGUUCUUGUCCAACAGUCCUGUGGUGCACAUCUCCGCCAAUACCUAUCCUCAAUUACCGAAUCCAUCUGUGGUUACCGUGACCAUGCAUCAGCAGUUUGCUGUCAACAGGUGGAACUCAGGAUAUGCCGCUGUUGCGCAGUCACCCAGCUUCGCCGAUACGCCUCAAAAUCAAAGCUCCAAUCUACCUCUCACAAUGGACCCUGUCCUCUCCCAAACCACAACCAGUGCCAACGCCAACCAGAUGCUCCGCCGUCACCUGGGCGACAACUUCAGCCAGAACCUGAAGAUCCGCUCCAACUGCUUCGUGACGACGGUCGACUCCAAGUUCGUCAUAGCGUGCGGCUUCUGGGACAACAGCUUCAGGGUGUUCUCGACGGAUACCGCCAAAAUCAUCCAGAUCAUAUUCGGCCAUUAUGGCGUCGUCACCUGCCUGUCCAGAUCCGAGUGCAACAUCACCUCGGACUGCUACAUCGCCUCCGGCUCGGCCGAUUGCACCGUCCUGCUGUGGCACUGGAACGCGAGGACGCAGAAUAUCGUCGGCGAGGGCGAGGUGCCGACUCCUAGGGCCACGCUGACAGGGCACGAACAGCCCGUCUCCAGCGUCGUCAUAUCCGCUGAAUUGGGAUUGGUGGUUUCCGGAUCGUACAAUGGGCCUGUAUUGGUCCACACUACAUUUGGUGACUUACUCCGUUGUUUGGAUCCCCCCAACGGGUUCAAUUCUCCAGAAAAUAUAACGAUGUCCCGUGAAGGUGUCAUAGUGGUGAAUUACGAAAAAGGAAACGUCGCUGCAUUCACGAUAAAUGGAAAACGGCUGAGACACGAAUCGCAUAAUGACAAUAUACAGUGUCUUCUUCUGAGUCGAGAUGGAGAAUACCUGAUGACUGGAGGUGAUAAAGGAAUCGUAGAAGUAUGGCGUACCUUCAACUUAGCCCUGUUAUAUGCCUUCCCAGCAUGUGAUAGUAGUGUCAGAUCGCUUGCGUUAUCACAUGAUCAAAAGUUUCUAUUGGCUGGUUUAGCUCUUGGGUCGCUAGUUGUAUUCCACAUUGAUUUCAACAGAUGGCAUCAUGAAUUCCAGCAACGUUACUGAUCGGAAUGGCCCCACAACUUAAUGAGAAAUAAAAAAUGAAAUCAUUCCCUGUCAGGAGAUAUGUACUUAAAGCUUUUACUUUAUAUUAUUAACUUAGUAUUUUUUUUUUCAUAUUUUAUUCCAAGGUUUCUUCUUGAAGUGAAAAAAAAUCAGCGUUUUUCGUAGUGACUAGGAAACAAUUACAAUUUGCUACAGAGUGAUUUUUUUAACUUCAAUGAGAACUCUUCCCGUUAUAAUAUAGUAGGGUAGGUUCAAAAGAAGUUACUUUUUGUGCAAUAUACACAUAAUUUAACGAAAACUUAAAAAACUAGAAAAUUGUUCACUUGUUAACUGAAAAAUUUCUAGAUCUAGGUGCAUUAAUUUUUCAGGUCACCGAAUUUUUUUCCGAAAGAUUUUAAUCGUAGUAUCUAGUUCUAAAUUAUUCGUUUCAAAUCGAGAUUGUAUUAGUCAAAUGGUUUUUGUAUUCAUUUGUGAAGUCUUAUUGUCUAUCUCGAAUUAUCUGAGAGUUGCACAUGUAAUGGUCAAAGGAUAAAGGGGAAUUCCUGUUCAAUUCCCUAUUAAGGUGAAAAUUCAUCGCGAUCUUGGCAAACCUAAUCGGAAAUGAAUUGUUAUAGAUGUUGAAUAAUCCAGUAAAUGUAACUUUCAGAUGAUUCAUAGUGAUUUUAAUGAAAUAAGAAUUCAAGAAAUAAGCACGAUUCGCUUAAUGCUUGCACAUCCAAAAAAAAUCCUGCAAGUUGUUGUUGAGCUUUUCUGGGAUACUAUGUGAAUUUUCUUCAUUUUUGCACCAUAAACUACUAAAAUCUUCCACCUUUCAAAGGAAUUUUAAAUUAGGUAUUUCGAUUCUAAAAUCUUCACCAAAAAGCAUAAUCCCAUUUAAGGAGUUAAUUCUAUUUUUGGGGAAUGUUGCAAAUUUUCAUAGUACCGACAGAAAAGUGAAUAUAAACAUGGCGCAUUCGGUUGAAUUCUUGUCGGGUUCAUGCCGAAUCCACUUGUGCUUUUUCGAAACAUUCCCUCCAAGCAUGUGUAUUAUAUAAUUAUAUAUUGCAAUCUGUCCAUUUAAGGAAUCAAAACACUUGUAAAUAAAAAGGAAGGUUGUUUUAUUUCUCAGAGAAUCGCUGAUGUGUAUUUGAAUGAAAAUAAAAAACUUGUAUUAUUUUGUUACUUGAAAAGAGAAAGGGAUGUAAUUAUUUGUAAGAAAUUUAUGUAUGUUUGAUGUCUAGCAAUAACAUUGUAUCUACUACUCAUUUGUAUACACCGUAAUAUGAAUAAAAAAUUAAAUGUGUUUUGUUCAAA
This is a messenger RNA of Coccinella septempunctata (seven-spotted ladybird), 10838 nucleotides long. RefSeq names its product neurobeachin (gene rg). Bases 186 to 9545 code for a protein of 3119 amino acids. The record is from RefSeq and is a predicted model, not a curated record. The transcript is spliced from 44 exons. Gene Ontology annotation, biological process: intracellular protein localization. NCBI's taxonomy places the organism in Eukaryota, Metazoa, Arthropoda, Insecta, Coleoptera, Coccinellidae. Gene Ontology annotation, cellular component: cytosol; membrane. Gene Ontology annotation, molecular function: protein kinase binding.